This is a messenger RNA of Miscanthus lutarioriparius, 1152 nucleotides long. Lineage: Eukaryota; Viridiplantae; Streptophyta; Magnoliopsida; Poales; Poaceae. The record is from the annotation of a GenBank genome assembly.
AUGGUGCUCCACAAUCUUACACGGAUGCAAAAUGGGGAUGAGGGUUGGUUGAAUCGCCAAACAAGCAAUAUAUGUCCAGAACAUUUUGUUGAUCUCCCUGGAGGUGACAACCACUACAAUAAUGAUGUGAUGUCUCUUAGCAGCCAAAUAGAGGAUGGGAACACAGUUAGAGAUAUGAUAGCACUAAAUAUGUGGAAUGACUACAGUCUAAUAAUGUUUGGAAGGGGGUCUCCGAGGAUCAAUUUGAUGAAAGCUGCAGCAGUCCAAAGAAAGCCUUCUCCAAAGAUUUCCAGCACACAAAAGAGAAAACCAUCACCAAAAGUUGAUCAUUCUAGAGCGAGUUGGGAUGCGGGACUUGAAAAGGCUUUGAUUGACCUUCUUCAUGAGCACAACAAUGAAUGUUAUAGGGGACAGAAUGGAUGGUCAACAGAAGCAUGGAACAAAAUUGUCAAAUUAUUCCAUGAGAAGUUCCCGUAUGUCAGAUUUACGAAGUCUCAUCCUAAGGCCAAGAGAUUUCGGAAUAAAUCUUUCCCAUUGUUUGAAUCUUUAGGAGAGCUAUAUGAUGGACAAACUGCUGAGGGAACCUUAAACUUUACCUCCAUAGCCCCUUCCCAAGUUCCUGUCACACAGCCUUAUCAAGGGGGUGCUACCACACAACCUUCUCAAUCUGACAUCACACAAGCCAAUUAUAUUGGGGAAGAAACUGAAAAGGGCCCUUUUGACCCUUCUGGACAUGCUAUGGAUGAUGAUGAUGAGGUCAGAAUUGUGGACCAACCAACCACUAGUUCAUCAUUAAACAAAAGAGAGAAAAGGCCUGCUACUUCUAGAAACAAAAAUCCAGUGUCUAGUGAUAAAGCGGAAAGAGCAGGAUUCAAACGCAGACAAGAUGGGAAGGUUGUUGAGAUGAUGGGAUGGUUUCUGGAACUGAAAGAGAAGCAAGCCGAGGCUGAACCCGUGCAGCAGAAAAGGGCAAGAACUAAUGCGCAUGAGUUCCCCAUCCAAGUGUGCAUUGCUGUUGUGGACAACAUGGAAGAUCUAUCAGAUGAUGAGAAGGUCGAGGCUUCUGAUGUAUUCAAAGAUCCACAAAACAGGGUCAUUUUCAUGACCGCGAAAGACUCUAACACGACUCAAGUGGUUAAGGAAGAAGAUUAG